UUUGCAGGGACUCCUGCAGACUGUGCAUCUUUGGGAAUCUCGGGAUCACUUUUUCCUUCAGUUCCUGAUCUGGUAGUCAGUGGCAUUAACAUGGGUAGCAACUGUGGUUAUCACAUUGUUUACUCUGGCACAGUCGCAGGUGCUAGAGAGGCCUUCUUUAAUGAUAUACCUGCUGUUUCCAUGUCAUAUGAUUGGGUUGCAGGAAAAAGCAACUAUGAUGACUUUACACUUGGUGCUGAGGCUUGCUUGCCAAUUAUUAAUGGGAUACUGUCUGAGAUAAAAAAUAAAACUUAUCCUCUAAGUUGCUUUUUGAAUGUAGAUCUGCCGAAUAACAUCACCAAUCAUAAGGGAUAUAAGCUGGCUAAGCAGGGCAAAGCUAUAUUCAGAAUGGCAUGGACGCCAGUUACAUCUGAAAAGCAAGGGGGACAGAUGUUAUCCACCAUGGAGAUGGCUACAAAUUCAACAGAAAAGAUGGAAAUUGAUGCAUCAAAUUCAUCAUCAGGACAUCUUCUGUUCAAGAGAGUGGUAAAUUGGAGCCAGGUUGAUAACGAUGAUACAGACAAGAAGUUUCUUGAGGAGGGAUAUAUCGUGGUUACUCCUCUUCAAGCUCUCUCUCGUGCUGACCCUGAUAGUGUCUCCUAUUUCAAGCAAUUGUUCCCAAGUGUGAUUGGUCCCUCUUUUUCAUCAGCCUUAUAAUGCUGUGCAUUCCUCAGUGAUUUGUGAAGCACUGAUUAGAAGAGCCUUAUGGGCUCAAGUGGUGCUGAAUUCCUCGGAGGUUUUUUCUGCGAGAUAUCGUAUGAUUCUUGGCCUUCUGUUACUGAUAUUAGUUAAUAAAGAUGGUAAACCUUGUAGUGCAUUCGAUCUGGGAUCUAUUUGCAUUUCAAGAAAUGUCUACGAAAGCUAUGGUUUUCUCAUCUAUGGAUUUGCUAUUGGUGUUAAACUUUAUUUUAUUUCAUAUAUAUAUAUAUGUAUGUUUUUUAACCUUGUAGUAUUAAUAUUUAUGCCCUAAUAAAAAAAAAAAAUAGUU
Molecule: messenger RNA, 1027 nt
Organism: Rubroshorea leprosula
Lineage: Eukaryota; Viridiplantae; Streptophyta; Magnoliopsida; Malvales; Dipterocarpaceae
Source: the annotation of a GenBank genome assembly